AAUCUGAGGGAGCAACUUCAGAUCGGUGAAUGCGGGUCUCCGAGGCGUCGUUCACGAUCGAGAAGUCAGCCGAGGAUCGCCGGAGCACGGACACUUCGCUACGGUCUCGGUGUCGAUCAAAGGCGAAGAGGGGGGUGUCAGUUUCGAUGAAGAUGUGACUAUAAAGGGACCCGGAUUCCGGCGGUCACCGUGCAAAAUUCAUGAGUGUAGGGGAGCCACUGAACUCCUCGGGGGGUGUCUGUCGGCCUCCUGAAUUAUAGAUCGGCUCGCGUACCAGGUUAACCGUACCCACGAUCGGGCAUCCGGCAUCGCCGCAAAAUUUUCCGAAUAAGUUGGCCCGUCGUGCGUCGGCCGGGCAACACGAUGGCGACCACGGACGAGCAGCCCCUGUUCUUCAGGGACGGCAUCGUCUUCCGUGAAUGGGGCUACUUUCUGUCUAGACGGAACAAGUAUCACCUAUCCGAGCGAUACUUCGAGAAGGCGAUCCAGCACGGCGAGCAAUCGGACCUCAGGACACACCUCGGCCUCUGCAUGACCCAGCUCAAUUACGCUAGGUACAUCAGGGCCACGAGCACCACCGAUGUGUGCGUUAAAAUUGACCCGACCUACUCCUACGUGAAGCAGGUGCAGCUGAUGACCCUGUUCCAGGUCGGCGAGUUCGAGCACAGCAUGGUGCACGCUUAUCAGGGCUACCAGAAGCGUCAAACGACCGCGUUCAAGCGUGGCGUUCUGCAGGGGAACGAGACCGUGCACGAUUGCGUCGGCAAGAACACCCAUCGGCAGGCGCUGAUGCUUCUUUCGCCGUGGAUACGGAACCUCGUGGAGCACCGGAAGCUGAUGAUCGAGAAGCUCAAGGAGGAAGUCGACGAGCUGGCCGGCAUCGACGAGGAGCAGGCCAGGUUCAAAGUGAACGAUCCCGUGCAACAAGCGGAGCUGCGGAUCAGGAAGCUACAGGCGUACAUCGUGAAGCUCUACUUGGGACGGAUGGCUUGCGACAAGGACUUCCUGCAACGUUUGUCGGAGCAGCAGGAGAUUCUGGAUCAUCCUAACAAGGAAUCGGUCGAACUGCUGCGUUAUCACGUGACGAGGAAUUACAAGAGGGCGUUGGCAAGGCUGAAGAUCCUACGAAUGCGCAAGCCGUUGUACACGUACCUCUUUAGAAGAAGAGGAACUCCGAAGGGCCACAAACAGAUGAUCGAGGCGGAGAAGAAUCAGAGGAGGAACCUCAUUAUCAUCGAAGCGGACUUUCUGCUGCGACGUCUUCACGAGACGAGGAUGAAGAAAGAUUAUAUCACGUUUUUCCGCAUGGUCGACCGCGUGAAGGACAAGUUCGACGGCUACUCCCUGAAGAUGUUCCCCCUGAAGCAGAAGUGUUUGGACGCUGUUUACAACAUGGUCGCGUGGGCGUACAUAGACACCCGUGAUCUGAGGAAGCUUCGGUCCAAGGAGCAGAUUAAAAUUCAUCUGAAGCAUCACCUGGGAAUUCGCGUGGCUGAACUGCCGCGCGACUGCGAUAUCGCCUGGGUUCACAAUCUCAGCGUCAAAGACACGCUUCGAGUAUUCCGCAAGAGACUAGCGACGGCGUCGCAGCCGCUUGAGCUCGCCUGGCUCUUCCACGAGCUCUGCAAGUUCUUCAUCGACAUCCGCCGCUACGAUCUGGCCAGAUUCUACGGGAAGAAGGCUCGGGACAUGGGCGAGGCGGCGGAGAACGAGCAAUGGGUCCUGAACGUGCACCAUCUGAUCCUGCGCAUCGAGGUCUGCCAGAACUACCGGAACGAGGCGAAAGAAGCCGCCGUGUUGGCCCUCGCCGGCGCCAAGAAGCUGGGCCUGGAGUUCUUGAUGGACUUCUACAUGUGGAUACUGGACAUGAUCGACGAGACGGACGUGGACAAGUUGACGGACCAGGACCCGAUCGGCGCCAGACAACAGCUGAUCCUCGACCUGAUGCCCGCCGACAUGAAGCCAGACGUGGAUUACCUUUGGAGGCGAAUGGACGCUGUGCCAGCAAAACGGCGGCUGUCGGUCAUGCCCGGCUGCAAGCCUGUCGACAAAAUGUUCAAGUUCCCUUGCAAACGGAUGAGCAUCCUGCCGGCUCCGCCGAAGGACCCGGUAAGGGACGCCAGGCGGGCGUUCCUGGCUAAGCACGAGCUCGUCAAGGAGAGGCCUGGCUACGUCGACUUCAACGAGGUCUAGCUUGUAGACUCUUGUGCCGUCUAAUUUGUCUGUGAUCGUCCGACGAAACGAUUGUUCGAAGCACAAUGGAUACGCUGAAGACGUAGACGUUGUUGAAGUCCACGUUAAAAGUCAACGUUGACAAAGAACGUUGAUUGCGGCGUGAUAAUAGAGUCGCUGUGUUGUCUACGAGAGUUCGAUGAAGCUAAUCGUGAUCCAGAGCUCCAGAAGGAAGCUAAAAAGACUGGGCCACGCUGAGAACGGAGCCUGCGCUGUCAAGAGACCAUGUUGCGUUGAUAAUAAUAAAUAUCAGGAUAUUUCUCGGACUUCGAGCCUGUCGAUGACAGUCCAACAAAGGAAGGAAAUGGCACGCGGUCCUCGAAGGACGAGUAGAAGCGGACCGAAGAGGCUGGUUCGCCAAGAGAAGGAACCGACGAGGUUUUCGAAGGACGCCAGAAUAAAAGCCGGAAUAAAAGCCAGAAUAAAAGCCAGAAUAAAAGCGGGUUCCUCGAGUGGGCCAUCAGCGACGAGUCGAACUGUCCGAGCUACCGAGAGCAGAGCUUCGAGACGCGGAGUCCAAUAUCCACGGAAGUACCGGAGGAAAACGUCCGGAGGAUCCAACUGGACCAAUGAUACAGCUAAUCGGAAGAGAGACAACGCGGCGUUAACUCGAACGCGAGGGAAGCCCGUGUCUUUAUCUUGUCCGGACGCAGCCUCCGGGUGCUUCGGCAGCGAUGGCUAUUGACGGGGAUGGAAAGGGCCGUCGAGUCGCCGGCUGGGAGCUUGUUGACCCGGUAACUCCGGACGGCAUCGACGAAGCCGCCGUUUCUUCGGGAGUAACGGCUCCGUCGACCAGGCGAGCGGCGAGGCAGCAGCAGCAGCGGCACCAUCCCUGGCCCCGUCAAGCUGGAUCACCCGCGGCGGAACGGGACAAGUUGUUCGAUCUCAUUCAGUUUUUGACGCCGCGGAGCGGACACUUUAUCGCUCGAAGAUCUCUCCUAAUGGGAUAACUUGGCCGUCGUCGUCGGCCCCGGCGCCGUUCAAUCGGAAGACCGAAGACUGCGACUGCCGCGCCUCCACCGAAUCCGCCUAAGAAGUUCGCCGGAUGAAAAUUAGAUUCGUUGGAAACGCUUAGGCGUCUCGCCCGGCCCGUCCGGAUGCUUUAUGAUCGCCGAAGUAAGCGCCGAAGCUCGCUUGGUAAAUGUCUGUACGCGAACGGCGGAUGCACGUGGCAUCCGGUUUCAGUCGUUCAAACCAUAAUUCUUCUGUUUUGGAACGGUCGGUUUCCUUCGAGGAACGAAAUAAUUGCGUCAAGGAAUUGAUCGCGUAGUUUGAUGAUCCGAGGCGAUUAAGAAUGUGUCGAAUAAUCGGCGUGGUUUAACUAUUUGCACUCGCAUUCACUGUACAGUAACUUCAAACUGUAUUUAAUAAAACUGCUGAAAAUAGAAGCAUGUCAUCGGUAA
Megalopta genalis is the source of this 3635-nucleotide messenger RNA. RefSeq names its product outer dynein arm-docking complex subunit 4. The record is from RefSeq and is a predicted model, not a curated record. Gene Ontology annotation, molecular function: protein binding. NCBI's taxonomy places the organism in Eukaryota, Metazoa, Arthropoda, Insecta, Hymenoptera, Halictidae.